AUGGUUUUCAAGAACUCGGAUGCGCCUGGGUACGCGCCUGGUCUUAUUGUCACCGUUGUAACAUCGAUUGUGGUGAUUGUACUUGCAAUUGUGUACCGCUGCGUAUGUAUUUGGGAAAACGGUCGCCGUGAUAAGAGCGGCGUAGGCGAGGGACUCAAUCAUGCAUAUGAACAUGAUUUGACGGACAUGAAGGACUUCACAAUCCAGUGUAUGCUGUAA
Molecule: messenger RNA, 219 nt
Organism: Clonostachys solani
Lineage: Eukaryota; Fungi; Ascomycota; Sordariomycetes; Hypocreales; Bionectriaceae
Source: the annotation of a GenBank genome assembly